Molecule: messenger RNA, 3919 nt
Organism: Ictalurus punctatus (channel catfish)
Lineage: Eukaryota; Metazoa; Chordata; Actinopteri; Siluriformes; Ictaluridae
Exons: 4
Coding region: 1514-2098 (194 amino acids)
Molecular function (GO): catalytic activity
Source: RefSeq, a predicted model, not a curated record
AUUUCAAUUCAAAAGGUUGUAAGGGAACUGGGUCUGUUUAUUUUCAGUCUCGCACAAUAAUCUCUCAUUAUAUAUCCUUGUUUAUAAUGUAGACAUUUUACUAGAGAUUAAAACGACACACUUUUAAACCCGUUCCAGCGUGACAAUGCCCCUGUGCACAAAGUGGGCUCCAGGAAGACGUAGUUAGGGUUGGUGUUGAAGAACUCAUUCAUAGGGGUGCCAAUAGUUGUUGCACACCUAUAUUUAAAAAACAAUUGCAAACACAACACCAUAAAAAAAAAUUUAACAAUAGAUGAAACGGAUCAACAAUGAAGACAAUUUUUCACAGCCUCCUUUGCUCAUAUUUACCAAGGGUGCCAAUAUUAGUGGAGGGCACUGUAGGUGCGCAACAAUUAUUGGCACCCCUAUGAAUUCAUAUGAGAGUAUGUUCCUAUUGAUAUUUUACAUUUUUUAGUACACCUGGGUGACUAGGAACAGGAAACCGUUCAAGCAUGAUGUCCUGUUUCACAGGGGUAUAAAUACAGUGAGGGAAAAAAGUAUUUGAUCCCCUACUGAUUUUGUACGUUUGCUCACUGACAAAGAAAUGAUCAUUCUAUAAUUUUAAUGGUAGAUUUAUUUGAACAGUGAGAGACAGAAUACCCAUCCACGACCCAUUUUCAAUGCCCUGGCUGAGGGAAGGAGGUUCUCACCCAAGAUUUGACGGUACAUGACCCCGUCCAUCGUCCCUUUGAUGCGGUGAAGUUGUCCUGUCCCCUUAGCAGAAAAACACCCCCAAAGCAUAAUGUUUCCACCUCCAUGUUUGCCGGUGAGGAUGGUGUUCUUGGGGUCAUAGGCAGCAUUCCUCCUCCUCCAAACACGGCGAGUUGAGUUGAUGCCACAGAGCUCCAUUUUGGUCUCAUCUGACCACAACACUUUCACCCAGUUGUCCUCUGAAUCAUUCAGAUGUUCACUGGCAAACUUCAGACGGGCAUGUAUAUGUGCUUUCUUGAGCAGCGGACCUUGCGGGCGCUGCAGGAUUUCAGUCCUUCACGGCGUAAUGUGUUACCAAUUGUUUUCUUGGUGACUAUAUGAAGCGAUUAUUGACCCAGGCGAACAGUAACUGGUAAGUGUUUCUUUCUGGAUUUUUUAGUUGAAACUAGUUUUAGCACCGAUUGUCAGAUAGAAGCUGUAACUGUGCUCCCUUGUUGCUACGAGCUAUAGACUUGUUGCUAGAUUAAAGCAAAUUCCGGUAUUCAGUUUCGGUUUCGGUCGGGAGUCGCUCAUUCACACGACUACUCUUUUUGUUUUGCUAAUUAAAGAGGCAUGCUCAGAAACACAUCAGUAUUUAUUAAUUAAGAAACGCUGAGGCGGAAGCGUCAGCCCUUGUCGUGUGAAGACCAAGCUCGUGUAAAGACCUGCGAAUCUACCUGUGCGAGUCCACCGAGCAAGGACACCGACAAGACACCACACAUGCUGCUAAGUAUACUUUUUCUCCCUUUAUUCCUCUUACUUUUACCUGUUUCCACACACUAACAUGUGUCAUCCGUUCAUCCCUGUUAUUUGCCACAGGCGCAGACCGUGGCAUUCUCCCAGAAACGUACGCAACUUGGACAACCUACGCUCUCUGAAUGCGGCCUCUGCAGGUUCCAUCUCAUUCUCAGUCAGACAUUGGAACUGCCAAUCUGCUGUCAACAAGGCAGAUUUCAUUUCUGCAUUUGCAAUCCACUCCAAUCUCAGCGUGCUGGCUCUGACUGAGACCUGGAUCCAUGCUGAGAACACUGCCACACCCGCUGCCCUGGCCUCCAAAUUCAACUUCUCCCAUACCUCACGCCCCAACAGACGAGGGGGUGGUACAGGUCAACUGGGGAAGUUCAUAGAUGAAUUUGACACGCUACUGUCCACCAUCCCAGAUGAUGGAACUCCUCUUCUGGUCCUUGGUGAUUUCAACAUUCAUGUAGACAAGCCACAUGCAGCUGACUUUCUUGCUCUCCUUCCCACAUUCGACCUCAAUCAGUUCACCACACCAGCAACCCACAAAGCCGAACAACCUCCUGGACACCAAGGAGUCUGGCUUCAAGAGCAACCACUCCACGGAGACUGCUCUGCUUUCCGUCACUGAAGCCUUACGACUAGCAAGAGCAACCUCUAGAUCAUCUGUCCUCAUCCUACUUGACCUCUCUGCUGCUUUCGACACUGUGAACCAUCAGAUCCUUCUGUCAACUCUCUCCAGCCUGGGCAUCACUGGAAUGGUUCUGCGCUGGGUGGAAUCCCAUCUCUCUGACAGAUCCUUCAAGGUAUCAUUGAGCCUGACGAUCCAUCCGUCUCUGCACGCAUCUCUGCUUGCCUUUCGGACAUCUCGGUCUGGAUGAAGGAAAACCAUCUUAAGCUUAACCUAGCAAAAUCUGAGCUUCUCGUGAUCCCGGCCUGUCCCUCAAUCAACCACAACCUCACUGUACAGCUCGGCUCACUCACACUCAUGCCAACCAGUACGGCCAGGAACCUUGGGGUGAUUCUUGAUGACUGCUUGACCUUUACAGACCAUAUCUCAGCAACUGCAAGGUCCUGUAGGUUCAUCCUUUACAACAUCAAGAAAAUCCGACCCUACAUCACCAAACAGGCUACACAGAUACUAGUUCAGGCUCUUGUUAUCUCUAAACUGGACUACUGCAACUCACUGCUUUCAGGCCUCCCAGCCAGCUCCAUCAAACCCCUUGAGAUGAUUCAGAAUGCUGCAGCACGCCUCGUCUUCAACCAGUCCAAGAGAACCCAUGUCACACCCCUCUUCAUCUCCCUCCACUGGUUUCCUGUAGCUGCCCGCAUCAAGUUCAAGGCCUUGAUGCUCACCUACAAGACCUUUUCAGGAACAGCACCCUCCUACCUCAACUCUCUCCUGAAGGCCUACGUUCCCUCUCGCAAUCUGAGAUCGAUUAGCGACCAACGUUUAGCAGUUCCAACUCAGCGUGGUGCAAGGUCCCUUUCCAGAACCUUCACUCUAACUGUUCCUCAAUGGUGGAAUGCACUUCCAAUCUCAAUCCGGACCGCAGAAUCUCUCACCAUCUUCAAAAAACAGCUAAAGACCCACCUCUUCCAUGAACACCUAACCAACUCAUAAUAAUAAAAAAUUUUUUUUUUAAAAAUGCACUUACACCUCUACUCUGCACUUUGCUUCUUCAAGGAAUUCAAUUAAUAGAUCUUGUAUGGUAGCACUUCUUGUAUUGUUCUCUGCUUGAUGUAUCGCUUUGCUUGUAUCUUUCUCAUUUGUAAGUCGCUUUGGAUAAAAGCGUCUGCUAAGUGAAUAACUAAAUGUAAAUGACUAUGGUCCCAGCUGCCUUGAGAUCAUUGACAAGAUCCUCCCAUGUAGUUCUGGGCUGAUUCCUCACUGUUCUCAUGAUCAUUGCAACUCCACGAGGUGAGAUCUUGCAUGGAGCCCCAGGCCGAGGGAGAUUGACAGUUUUUUUGUGUUUCUUCCAUUUGCGAAUAAUCGCACCAACUGUUGUCACCUUCUCACCAAGAUGCUUGGCAAUGGUCCUUUAGCCCAUUCCAUACUUGUGUAGGUCUACAAUCUUGUCCCUGACAUCCUUGGAGAGCUCUUUGUUCUUGGCCAUGGUGGAGAGUUUGGAAUCUGAUUGAUUGAUUGCUUCUGUGGACAGGUGUCUUUUGUACAGGUAACAAACUGAGAUUAGGAGCACUCCCUUUAAGAGUGUGCUCCUAAUCUCAGCUCGUUACCUGUAUAAAAGACACCUGGGAGCCAGGUGUUGAGUCAAAUACUUAUUUCCCUCAUUAAAAUGCAAAUCAAUUUAUAACAUUUUUGACAUACGUUUUUCUGGAUUUUCUUGUUAUUCUGUCUCUCACUGUUCAAAUAAAUCUACCAUUAAAAUUAUAGACUGAUCAUUUCUUUGUCAGUGGGCAAACGUACAAAAUCAGCAGGGGAUCAAAUACU